Chironomus riparius is the source of this 1143-nucleotide messenger RNA. The record is from the annotation of a GenBank genome assembly. NCBI's taxonomy places the organism in Eukaryota, Metazoa, Arthropoda, Insecta, Diptera, Chironomidae.
AUGGUGAAAAUUAGAUUAAAAACUCCUGAGAUUAUUCAGUUUCGCCUGAGUGAAAGAUUUAAUUAUUUUAUAAUUUGUGUUAAAAGUCUGUUCUAUAAUCAUCACUUGUCUCAAUCUUAUGUAGCGGAUAUCCUCUUAGAGCCAAUAUUUAAAAUAGUCGACUCCAGAGUCUUCAAACGAUUUCUGGGACCACUUUUUGUGUUAUGCUGUAUCUUAUUGACAGGAUCUGUAGUUAUUGCAUGUUACUAUGUCGGCUUACCUUAUUGGUGGAGAAAGUCUCAGGAAGUGACAAUAUUCCUGCUUAUUGUUGGAAAUUGGCUGCUAAUUAAUGUGACCUAUCACUAUUUUAAGGCUGCAUUAAUAAAUCCAGGAACGAUUCCUUUAGCUGAAAGCUAUAAUGCUGUUGGAAUUUGUAAGAAAUGUUUGAUGCCGAAACCACCAAGAACUCAUCACUGUUCAAUUUGCAAUAAAUGCAUCCUCAAAUUUGAUCAUCAUUGUGUGUUCCUUAAUCAAUGUGUUGGUUUUUAUAAUCAUCGACAUUUCUUCCUGUACAUGGCUUAUACAGUCAUUGGAGUGAUCUUCAUCAUUACUUUUGGAAUUGGAAUAGCAUAUGAUGUAUUAUGGCUUGGUGACAGCGGUGGGUGGGAGGAAAAAGAGCAUGAGAAACUGCAUGGAUCACUUGUGCGAUAUAAUUUAACUGGACAUUUAAUUCCAAUAACGGAAGUGGAUUAUGAUUCCUUAGGGAUAUCGCCAGCCUCUCACAAUCUUCCAGUAAGUGAACUUAGUGAUCCUAAUAUUUAUCGUGCAUGCUGCUAUGUAGCUGUGAUUAUCGUUGCUGUGCUGAUUGCUCUUGGUUCAUUGACUGUUUGGCAUUACAUCUUAAUUAGUCGUGGAGAAACUAGCGUUGAAAGUCACAUUAAUAAGUCUGAACGGAAGCGAUACAACUCUAAAGGCAAGACAUUCGUUAAUCCUUACGAUUUUGGAAAGUCUACAAACUGGAAGAUUUUUCUUGGUUUAACAAGAGGAAGGACAUUCUGGAGACACGUUUUAUUCCCAUCAAGUCAUAAGCCAGAUAAUGAUGGCAUAACAUGGACAACAGUCAGUGAUAAUGAACUUUUUCGAGUCAACGAUCAUCAAAUGUGA